AUGGAUUUUGCUACUCUGAUGGCCAAGGAAAUAUCCAAGGCCAAGUCACCUCAAACCUCCACCCCUUCCUCGGGCUCCGGAAAACAGUACGUGAAACGGUCGGAACUCGAAGCCGCUAGAUUGGCCGCAUACAACGCUGAACAAGAGAAGCUACGCAAAGAACGUGAACAACGUGCUGAGCUGAAGCGUAAGUUGGAUGAGGCGGAGGAGCACAAGACAAGAGAGAGGGAAGAGAAGAGACGACGAUUGGCGGAGGAAUCAAGGCGGAAGAGAGAAGCAGAAGCGGAAGCCAAGGAGAGAGCGCGGCGGAGGAGAUUGGGCCUGCCUGAAAUACCCGAAGGGAGUCCAACUGAUUCGAAAAAUAUAACACCUUUGGAAGACCACGAGAGAGACCCCAAUGAAAAUGAGGUAAUCGACAAGCUGAGAGCUGCAGGAGAGCCUGCACGGCUCUUUGGAGAAGGUCACAAAGCUCGUGUAAAGCGCUAUCGACGACUUGUUCAACGAUCUCUCACUCCCCAACCUCAGGCUUCAGAAGGCCCAAUCCCCACGACCCUUGUUCUUGUUCCCGAGGCGGAAAUGAAAGUUCCGUCUAAACUGCCAAAAGAUGACGAAGGUCGCAAAUUCGUCUUCCGACAACUGGCAUCUUACUUCACAAUGAUUCUAAAGGAAUGGGAAAUUGCCUUGGCGAAAAGAGAUGCAGCUGUCAAACAGAGCUACCAGGGUAAGCAAGCUUAUAAUGCCAUGGUGCAGUCCCGAGAGAACAUGCGACCACUAUUCAGGAAGUUCGAGAAGGGGGAUUUGGAGGAGAGCAUACUUGAACCAGUGGUGGAAAUUGUACGCAAUGCGCAGGACAGACGCUAUGUCGACGCAAAUGAUGGCUAUCUUCGACUUAGCAUUGGAAAGGCGGCUUGGCCUAUUGGUGUUACUAUGGUUGGUAUUCACGAGAGAUCCGCUCGAGAGAAACUCCAUGAGAGCGACAAGGGACAGGCACAUAUCAUGAGUGACGAAAUCACGCGAAAGUUCCUACAGAGCAUCAAGAGAUGCCUCACUUUUCGCCCAGGUCCGUUGGCCGCCAAAUGA
Molecule: messenger RNA, 1080 nt
Organism: Paracoccidioides lutzii Pb01
Product: potassium channel regulatory factor
Exons: 2
Coding region: 1-1080 (359 amino acids)
Biological process (GO): generation of catalytic spliceosome for second transesterification step; RNA splicing
Cellular component (GO): U2-type post-spliceosomal complex; U4/U6 x U5 tri-snRNP complex; U5 snRNP
Source: RefSeq, a predicted model, not a curated record